CAAAUAAUGGAGAAACAAUUAUAGAAGUAUACAAAAGAAUUAAUGAUGAGUCUGAAGCUAUUGCUAAAAAAACCAAUGGUAGAAUUUAUAUGCGUAAAUCUGGAAAUUAUACAUUAACAACUAUAAAAUUUUUCAAAGAAACCACUUUAGCACUUCAAAAAAGUGAAAAAAUAAGUGAACAAGAAAAUGUAUCAUGGCCAAUUGCACCAGCAACAAUAGAAGGAAAUCCUCUAAAGAAAAGUCUUCAAUAUACGAGAUAUUUACAUUAUAAUCUACAUAGAAUUUACAUAUAUUAUGAUUUAGAAUGUACACGAAAAAAUAAAUUGAAAAGUAAUAUAUUAUACAAAAUUAAAAAAGAAGGUGGAAUAGAAGGAAAAGUUAGUAAAGCAUUAUUAGUUUUAUUAUGGGGUGUAUUAUCAUCUGCACGAAAAAGAAUAUCAGAAAUUGUGAAGCCACUAGAAGAUCAAGUAAAACGUAUACAUACAGAUAGCUUUAUUAUAGCUAAAAAAGUAAAACUUAAAACGGGAAUAGAAAUGGGUGAGCUGAAAUUUGAGAAAAAUGGAGUUUGUGUAGUAAAAAAUUGUAUAUCAAUUACAUGGAAACUGUCAUAUCCAGAAAUUCCAAAUUUGAUUAUUUUCAAAGAAAAUGAGUUUCGCUCUACAAAUAGUUUAUCAGAUUUUGAGAAAAUACAACAAGAUAAAAAGCAGAAUACAAUAUUAGAUACAAAGUAUCCUGCUUUACAGAUAGCAAAAAGAAAACUAUCAAAAAAGUCUAAUAUAAAUCUUCUGAAUGAAAUUAUAAUAGAAAUAUUUCAAUAUUUACAAACACAAAAUAAAAGAUUAUAUG
Messenger RNA from Scutellospora calospora, 846 nucleotides. The record is from the annotation of a GenBank genome assembly. Lineage: Eukaryota; Fungi; Glomeromycota; Glomeromycetes; Diversisporales; Gigasporaceae.